CUCCAAGGUAUGAUAGAGAGCAGACCCCCGAUUGCUACACCUGCAAUCCAUACCCCACCGCAGCCUGACGUGGGAACAUAUCUGUCGGAAACGGGAGGUAACGCGUUGAGGAAAUAUGAGGCUGCCCCUGCUCUUGCUGAGCACAAUUUGGCCUCUAGCCACUCGACAACAAGACCCCAUCGACGACUUCUGCGGGCGCCACCAACAUCAGGUCGCCGUGAUCGAUGACAAGCUCUAUAUCGACGGCGGAAAGAUUUAUUAUGGAAGCUCGAUUGACAACAGCAGUGUCGCGCAGCAGAACUAUCAUCUGAUUUGGGAGAAUGUCCUGGAGACUGAGGAGGGAACCCCAUUUCCUCCGCAGUACAAGAAUCUGAGCAAAGAUGCGGAGGUUCCUUCCGUAAGUGGCGGAUUUCUCUGGGCCGACGAUGUAAACAAGAUGUUCUACCUCUACGGUGGCGAGUACAACGCGGUUACUGAUGUCAAGCCAUUCACCAUGCUGUGGUACUUCGAUCUCCUCGACAACACCUGGAAACAGACAGCGCCAAUUCAGUCUCCGAUCUCGUGGCCAGCAUUCGGAACUGGUGCAAUUGAUUACGCAAAGGGAGUCGGAUACUACUACGGAGGCUACUUGAACAACAAGACUACUCAGAAAUGGGGAAACACAAAACCUCUCAUGCUGAGCUCGAUGGUUUCAUUUGACAUGAAUACGCGGGCAUGGUUCAACAAAACACUGGACACACCUCCACGAGCGGAAGGCUCGCUUCAUUACGUACCAAUUUCACAAGCCGGAAUGUUGGUAUACUUUGGGGGUGUACAGACGAACCCCGGCGGAGAGGUGGUGUUUGCAAACAUGAGUGAAAUUCACAUGUACGACAUCAACGACGGCAAAUGGAGCACGCAAACUGCUACCGGAGAUGUCCCUUCGCCCAGGGUAGGGAUGUGCGCAGGUGUCACUUGGGCCAACGAUCGGUCCUCUUACAACUUCUACAUGUUCGGCGGCAUCGGAGCAGAUGGGCGGGGAACGGCCGAAUUGUACAUUCUGACACUCCCGUCAUUCCAGUGGACUCUGAUCUGGCCCACCAAGGCCGAGCUUCCUCACUACACUGAAGGCAGGGGAUGGUCAUCAUGCAACGUCGUUCGAGAAUUUUCGCAAAUGAUCAUUACGGGUGGCUUGUUCAAUAACGAUACCACCCAAUGCUUUGAGCCAAAAAUUGGUGCACAAUGCGGGACGCUUCUUGGACAGGAGACUAUGGAGGUCAAUCCGGACAAGCAAGGCGCUCAGUGGUGGUGGGAGCUCAGGAACGACAUCAACGGGUAUCGGAUUCCUGAAAACCUUGUUUCACUGGUUGGCGGGAACGAGAAUGGCUCUGCUACAAAGACCGCUCCGGCGCAGGGCUGGGCUACGCCCUCGGUGAGCAGCUAUUUUGUCGGCGAAAACUUCGACCCACCGCGAAAAGCAACACGUUCAAUUCCAGUGGCAUCAUCAACUUCCACAUCGACGGCGAUAGCCCAGCCAACCACUGACAAAUCCGAUUCGAACGUUGGCGCCAUAGCAGGCGGGACUGUGGGCGGCGUUAUUGCCCUUGGCACGCUGGCCGCCAUUAUCUUUUUCUUGCGCCGGUCCAAACGCCGCAAGCAAAUGUACAACGAACCCGAGGGGCCAGAUAUGGCCCAGAAGCCACCUGCCGCUUAUGGAACGGGGAGCCCGACGCCCGCAUACUCGCCUCCACCUGUGUCGUGGAACGGCGACCCCAACUACCACCAAGUCCCGCAGACCAACAAUGGGGAAUGGGCAUAUCAGAACGGCUCGGCGUACCCGCAGACCUACUACCCACCACCGUCCGACCCUUCGCAGGGACACCAGCAGAUGCAUCAACACCACACGAGCGUGGAAUUACCAGGAAUCGGAAGCCCGGUGAGCGCUGAGCUGCCGCACACCAGAAGUCCUGUCUACAACGAGCUGCCAGCGCUUCACAGCCCGGUUCCCGUGCGUGCGCCUCAUUGAUCCAGUGGGUUCCGUUAUGCACAUCAGGGUCUCAUGUAUAAUGUUUUAAUGUAUUACUCACGCCGUUCUCUGCGAUCAUAUCACUGUGACAGUAUUGUUCUUGACACAC
This is a messenger RNA of Boeremia exigua, 2114 nucleotides long. RefSeq lists its product as uncharacterized. Lineage: Eukaryota; Fungi; Ascomycota; Dothideomycetes; Pleosporales; Didymellaceae. The record is from RefSeq and is a predicted model, not a curated record. Gene Ontology annotation, molecular function: protein binding. The transcript has 8 exons. Bases 116 to 2005 code for a protein of 629 amino acids.